AUGACCAAGGAGUAUGGGAAGUCCAAGCCCUGUAAAGGGUGUAUGGCAGGUAUAAUUUUGCUGGUUGGAUUAGUGGGCAGUUGGAUUUUGAUCAGUGAAGUGCCGAAAGCUGGAAGUCUUCCAUGUCGAGUGUUUCGUGGCCGAAGAAAGUUUCACGACUCUAACUUGGAACGCAGAAGACGAAGUUCAGAGGCCCUUUACGAACUCCUGACGGACUCGCAAGAUACCUACUACGACGAAGAUUCGUGGACGUUGGGAACCACUCAUUUUUCAGAAAACACCUAUUCCCGUCAGCCAUACGUCGCAAACGGAUAUAUAGGCAGCCGCAUACCCAAUGUAGGGUUCGGCUAUGCACAAGACACCUUCAACAUUUGGAUUCCUGAUGGCUCCGUACCGGGAUCUCUGGAUAAUGGCUGGCCACUCAGAAACCGACGGUUUGCCGGCGCUUUCCUUUCUGACUUUUACGCCCUAGAGCCAAAACUCAACUCUACCAAUUUUCCAGAGUUGGACGAAAACGGAUAUUCCACCGCUCUUGCUGCAAUUCCACAAUGGACGGAUCUGAGUUUCUCUAUAAGAAACAACACUGAACUUUUUAAUGCCCAGAGCGUCCACGAGAGUCAGGUUUCUAAUUAUCGGCAAAAUCUCUCUAUGCUUACGGGCGAAGUAACGACAGAAUUGGAUUGGCUCGAUACUGUCCACGUAAAGUCCAAGGUUUUCGCCCAUCGAUUACUGCACCCACUAGGUGUUGUACAGCUGGAACUAUCUUUAAUCCCCAACAACCGCGGUAAAAGCCAGCAACUCGACUUGCAAUUAUUUGACGUCUUGAACCAUUCCACAUCUCAAAGAACAUACUUGAGAGAUUUAGGCUAUGACUCUGACGGAAUUUAUAUGAUAGUUGAGCCAGACAAUGUUCCCUACUCAUCAGCUGCCAUGUAUUCGUCGCUGCAAGUAUCAUUCGCUGAGUCCAAUCUGGACGGAGUGGUGUACCAAGCAACAAAUACGUCUGUAACAAACAAGCGAUUUUUGCAGCUUACCACGGAAAAUCCCUCUGUCACAGUUACGAAAUAUGUGGGAGUCAUGUCUUCAGAGUAUGACCGCUACGAUAAGGUUUCAACAAAUUUGGAGAGUGCGAAGAGCAUAGUUCAUGAUAAUUUUGGGCAUCUCUACGAUCUAACCGCGUCGCAUCAAGAUGCAUGGGUUCACAUUUAUGCGAACGCCACUAUUGAAAUACCGUCAGACAGUUUACUUGAGUUAUCUGCGAGGUCAUCCGUUUUCCAUUUGUUAAGCAAUACUCGGAGGUUCAAUGUCUCACAAGAGCGUGGGUUGCCUGUACCAGCAUCUGGCCUCAGCUCAGAUUCGUACGCCGGAUUAGUGUUUUGGGACGCUGAUCUUUGGAUCAUGCCCGCUCUUCUACCAUUCUUUCCCGAAAUCGCACGGCAUUUGGUCACUUACCGGAAAUCGAUGCACGACCAAGCUAGGAUGAAUGCCCGCGAAAACGGUUACCCAGGCGCUCUUUAUCCUUGGACGAGUGGAAGAUUUGGGAACUGCACAUCUACUGGUCCUUGCGUGGAUUAUGAGUAUCAUAUCAACAUUGACAUUGCAAUGGCCUCAUUUCUCAUUUAUUUGAAUGGUGCUAACGGCAUCGACGACGAGUAUCUAAGGAACACCACUUGGCCUUUGGUAAGAGAUGCAGCCACCUUUUUCACUGCAUACGUGCAAUAUAAUCCAGAUCUCGAUGCGUAUGAGACGCACAACAUGACAGAUCCUGACGAGUUCGCUAACUUUGUGGAUAAUGGAGCAUUCACUAACGCUGGAAUUAAGACUUUGCUCAAAUGGGCUACUGAUAUCGGCAACCAUUUGAAGGAAGAUGUUGACCCCCAAUGGAAGGAUGUUCAGAAAAAGGUGCUGAUACCAGUUGCAGAAUCAGACAUAACACUGGAAUAUUCGGACAUGAAUUCCUCUGUCGAGAUCAAGCAGGCUGACGUUGUGCUGAUGACAUAUCCAUUGGGUUACAUUACGGAUGAAACAAUUCUGAAAAAUGCAAUCAAGAACCUGUAUUAUUAUUCAGAGCGUCAGUCGGCUUCUGGGCCCGCGAUGACUUACCCAGUUUUCGUAGCGGCGGCAGCAGGAUUGCUAAAUCACGGCUGCUCUUCUCAAAGUUAUCUGUACAAGUCAGUGCUACCUUACGUGAGAGCGCCGUUCCUUCAAUUUAGUGAACAGAGUGACGAUAACUUUCUAACUAAUGGUCUAACACAGCCUGCUUUCCCAUUUCUUACCGGAAACGGCGGGUACCUGCAAAGUAUUCUGUUUGGUUUAACAGGUUUACGUUACUCGUAUGAGACAGACGAGACUACUGGUCGAAUGACAAGGUUCUUAAAAUUCAACCCUACAAGGCUCCCGCUUCUUCCAGGGGGCUUUAAAAUAACAGAUUUCAAAUACAUGGGACAAGUUUUCGAUGUUGUAGUGGGGGAUGAAAAUGCUACAAUCACCCACAAAUGCGGUGAGCAACCUAUAAAGAUAAAAGUACUGGAUCGAAAUAUUAUUCACGACCGACUCGUGAUGAAUCCCGAUGCUUCCAAAAGGGAACCGCAUGGUGGGCUACCGGUGACGCAUAUCAUUUUAGAGCCCGGUCAGAAUAUUUCUGUCAAAUUGUUCAAUCCGCUUUUAAACAUCGACAAUAAUAUCGCAGAGGGGAAACAAGUGACAAAUUUCACCGCCGGGGUGGCAGGCGAUGUCAUUUACUCUUUGACAGAUGGCAACAAUUUCACGCAUUGGCAGCCGCUUCGGAAAAAUGAGAAUGCCAGAAUCCUGAUCGAUCUUGGGGUGGACAACAAGCACACUUUAACGGGCGGCACCAUAUUGUGGGGAAAACGGCCUGCCCAAAACAUUUCGAUUUCUGUGUUGCCCUACGCUGGAGAUAUAGAAGCGGCACUUUGUAAUGCUUCUUCAAUCAUCAGGAGAUCGGGACCUGAUACAGAAACGGAAAUUAUGGGCAUUUCAGGCCCCGCUGGGGACGUGAAGUCAAAACUCAAAGAGAGAAAAGAGACGGUUUUCGAUAUCACGGAGGCCGAAGAGGACUACCGGUGGGAGUUAUUCCGGUCGCAGCGUCUUGACAUUGGCCAACUGUCGAAGCUAUCGCCCGAUUCAACGCUUCUGAAGUCCAAAUUCGUCACGAUUCUACGCAAUUUGAAAGUGGAGCCGUCACUUCCUUACACGCACGAUGACGCAUAUGCGAACCGGAUCGAGAUCCCACGCUCCAAUAUCACAAAUUUUGAUUUCAGCUAUGAAAACUGUACCACUAUGGGGAACCAAGGCUGUCCACCACCCCGAUUUGUCGUGGUCAGUGUGCACGGUACUUUCGAUCAAGACGAUGAUUCUAGAGGCGCAACAAUCAAAGAAAUCGCACUAUUUUGA
Messenger RNA from Lachancea lanzarotensis, 3414 nucleotides. RefSeq names its product LALA0S06e04060g1_1 (gene ATH1). The coding region runs from base 1 to 3414 and encodes 1137 amino acids. Gene Ontology annotation, biological process: trehalose catabolic process. The record is from RefSeq and is a predicted model, not a curated record. NCBI's taxonomy places the organism in Eukaryota, Fungi, Ascomycota, Saccharomycetes, Saccharomycetales, Saccharomycetaceae. The transcript has a single exon. Gene Ontology annotation, cellular component: fungal-type cell wall. Gene Ontology annotation, molecular function: carbohydrate binding; alpha,alpha-trehalase activity.